GGCGCUGCUGCUGCCGGGCGGCGCGGAGCUCAGCCCAGCCCAGCCCAGCCCGCCCCAGCCCAGCCCAGCCCAGUCCAGUCCAGCCCAACCCACUCCAGCCCAGGGCGGCCGAGCCCAGCCGCGCCGCUGAAGGGCACCGGCGGCGACGAGGCUUCCUCGCGCUCUCCCGCGGCUGGGGCGCGCCCCCCCCGCAGCAUGGAGGCUGGGAAGCGCAGCUCCUCCGCCGGCAGCCGGGACGAUGGCAGCGCUAACUCCUUCCCAGCCAAGCCGGCGGCUCCGGCGGAGAAAGCCCAGAGCAGCCCCGGCAGCGGCGGCGUGAAGGAGCAUGGCAACUCGGUGUGCUUCAAAGUGGACGGCGGCGGGGGCGAGGAGCCUGUGGUGGGCUUCGAGGAUGCCGAGGGACCCCGGCGGCAGUACGGCUUCAUGCAGCGGCAGUUCACCUCCAUGCUGCAGCCGGGGGUCAACAAAUUCUCCCUCCGCAUGUUCGGGAGCCAGAAGGCGGUCGAGAAGGAGCAGGAAAGGGUUAAAACUGCGGGGUUCUGGAUCAUCCACCCCUACAGCGACUUCAGGUUUUACUGGGACUUAAUCAUGCUCAUAAUGAUGGUUGGAAACCUUGUCAUUAUACCUGUGGGAAUCACAUUCUUCACGGAACAAACAACAACACCAUGGAUUAUUUUCAAUGUGGCAUCAGACACUGUUUUUCUAUUGGACUUGAUCAUGAAUUUUAGAACUGGGACUGUAAAUGAAGACAGCUCUGAAAUCAUACUGGACCCUAAAAUCAUUAAGAUGAAUUACUUAAAAAGCUGGUUUGUGGUUGACUUCAUCUCAUCAAUACCAGUGGAUUAUAUCUUUCUCAUUGUAGAAAAAGGAAUGGAUUCAGAGGUUUACAAGACAGCAAGAGCACUUCGUAUUGUGAGAUUUACAAAAAUCCUCAGCCUGUUACGUUUAUUGCGCCUUUCAAGACUGAUUAGAUACAUACACCAGUGGGAAGAGAUUUUCCACAUGACGUAUGAUCUGGCCAGUGCAGUGGUGAGAAUCUUUAAUCUCAUUGGAAUGAUGCUCCUGCUGUGCCACUGGGAUGGUUGUCUACAGUUUUUAGUACCAUUGCUCCAGGAUUUCCCACCAGAUUGCUGGGUGUCCCUAAACGGUAUGGUUAAUGAUUCCUGGGGAAAGCAGUAUUCCUAUGCACUCUUCAAAGCCAUGAGCCAUAUGCUCUGCAUUGGUUAUGGAGCCCGUGCCCCUGUCAGCAUGUCCGACCUGUGGAUAACCAUGUUGAGUAUGAUCGUGGGGGCUACUUGUUAUGCCAUGUUUGUUGGUCAUGCCACUGCCCUCAUUCAGUCUCUGGAUUCCUCACGACGACAGUAUCAAGAAAAGUACAAACAAGUGGAACAGUACAUGUCAUUCCACAAGCUACCUGCUGAAAUGCGCCAGAAGAUCCAUGAUUACUAUGAGCAUCGCUACCAAGGCAAGAUCUUUGAUGAAGAAAACAUUUUGAAUGAGCUCAAUGAUCCUCUUAGGGAGGAGAUUGUCAACUUCAACUGUCGGAAGCUGGUUGCUACAAUGCCUCUUUUUGCUAAUGCAGACCCAAAUUUUGUGACUGCCAUGCUAAGCAAACUGCGAUUUGAGGUGUUUCAGCCUGGAGAUUAUAUUAUCCGAGAAGGGGCUGUGGGUAAAAAGAUGUAUUUCAUUCAACAUGGUGUUGCUGGUGUCAUCACCAAAUCCAACAAGGAGCUGAAGCUGACAGAUGGCUCUUACUUUGGAGAGAUCUGCCUUUUGACCAAAGGCCGUCGAACUGCCAGUGUAAGAGCAGACACAUACUGUCGCCUGUAUUCCCUCUCAGUGGACAAUUUCAACGAGGUCCUGGAAGAGUACCCCAUGAUGAGAAGGGCCUUCGAAACGGUGGCAAUUGAUAGGCUAGACAGGAUAGGGAAGAAGAACUCAAUCCUCCUGCAGAAGUUCCAGAAAGACCUCAACACCGGCGUUUUCAACAAUCAGGAGAACGAGAUCCUGAAGCAGAUCGUGAAGCACGACAGGGAGAUGGUGCAGACCAUCGCCCCGGUGAGCCUGCAGCAAAUGCCGGCCCUCAACUCCAGCACCUCGGCCUCGUCCUCGCGCGGCCGGACGCAGUCGCCGCCCGUGUACAGCACCAGCAGCCUCUCCCACGGGAACCUGCACUCCCCCUCGCCCAGCACGCAGACGCCCCAGCAGGCUGCCGUCAUCCUCUCGCCCUGCUCCUACACCACAGCCGUCUGCAGUCCGCCGGUACAGAGCCCGCUGGCCGGCCGAACUUUCCAGUACGCCUCGCCCACCGCCUCGCAGCUCUCCCUGAUGCAGCAGCAGCAGCAGCAGCAGCCGCCGCAGCCGCCGCAAGCGUCCCAGCAGCCCCCCGGCGCGGCGCAGAAGAACGAGGUGCACAAGAGCACCCAGGCCCUCCACAACACCAACCUGACGCGGGAGGUGCGGCCGCUCUCGGCCUCGCAGCCCUCGCUGCCCCACGAGAUCUCCACGCUGAUCGCCAGGCCUCACCCCACCGUGGGCGAGUCCCUCGCCUCCCUCCCGCAGCCCGCCCCGGGUCCCGGCGUGCCCCCGGCCGGCCGCGCCUCCGUCCCGCAGCGGGUCUCGCUCUUCCGACAGAUGUCCUCGGGAGCCAUUCCCCCGAACCGGGGGGCCGCGCCGCCCGCUGCUCCCCUGCAAAGGGAUUCUUCCACAGUCUUAAGCACAGAGCCCGAGGGAGACAAACCGCGUUUCGCCUCAAACUUAUGAUCCCUGAUGACUGUGAGCAACAGACUUUCAACAAACCGAGCACCAUCCCCCGAACUGUUGUAGCCUGUUUCCUAAUGUUCCCCAGCAGUCUACUAUGAGAAAAAUACUUUAGACAGCUUUGCCCUAUGUAACGAAUGUAAAAAUUAUAUAUGUAUAUGUAUAUACAUAUAUAUGUAUACAUAUAUAUAUUAAAAGAAUUAAAAAAACUUGUUUGAAUUCAUGUCUUCCUUUCUCUCAACCAUUAAAGAAAAUUAAAUUUAGCUGUAAUGUUUUUAAUGUGUUGACUUCAAAAUCAGCCUAAGAGCUGUUCUCUGUCUAGGGGAUCUGCUAUUUUCAUUAUUGUCAACACAAUAACAAAC
Pseudopipra pipra is the source of this 3122-nucleotide messenger RNA. RefSeq names its product hyperpolarization activated cyclic nucleotide gated potassium channel 1 (gene HCN1). Bases 196 to 2763 code for a protein of 855 amino acids. The record is from RefSeq and is a predicted model, not a curated record. The transcript has 8 exons. NCBI's taxonomy places the organism in Eukaryota, Metazoa, Chordata, Aves, Passeriformes, Pipridae. Gene Ontology annotation, cellular component: dendrite; HCN channel complex; axon. Gene Ontology annotation, biological process: regulation of membrane depolarization; sodium ion transmembrane transport; potassium ion transmembrane transport. Gene Ontology annotation, molecular function: voltage-gated potassium channel activity.